AUGUUGCAUCCUGAAAGGGGCACCAUCUACUACAUCCUCCUCCAGCACAUCUUCUCAGACAACUGCAGCAUCUUCUCAGAUGCCAGGGACAGAGAGCAUGGGCACCACUGGACACUCACAAACCAGUACCAUUGCCACAGCUGGAACAUCAGCUUUCCCAUCCAUAAGUGCACACAGUCCUGCCGUCAGCAGAUCUGCAGGGACAACCCCUGCAGUGUCAGCAAACCUCCCGUCACUCCCUCCAAGACUGCCACCUCAACAAUACCCACCCAUGGUCCUUCUCCCCCCUGGAUGUCCACCUCCUUUUUCUCUAGCAGUUUCUCAACAUCCACAGCUUCCUCAAGUUUUACUCUGAAUCCCAACACAUCAGGUGUUCCCCUCUUCCUCUACGGAUCACAUGUUGGAGAUCAGGAGUUUGUCAGGAGGACUGUGGACUUCACCUCGCUACUCUUCAAACCCCAGAUUGGCUUCCCUUUUGGAUUAUCUCUCAGGGAUUUCCUCUAUUUCACAGAUAAUGGUCAGAUCAUUUUCCCAGAGUCAGAGAGCCAGAUUUUCUCCUAUCCCAACCCUCCCCUCAGAGGCUUCACAGCUAAGGACACUGUGGCCUUAGUGGCUCCAUUUUGGGAUGAUGCAGAUUUCUCCAGCUGUCGGGGAACCAUAUUUUACCAGGAAUAUGAGACACUCUAUGAUGAGCACUACGAACUGGUCCAUCAGGUGGAAAAGUGGAUUAAAAAAUUCACAAACACCUUAUACUACAAAGCCAGGUGGACACUAAAGGUCACGUGGGUCAAUACCCCUGCCUAUCCUGCUCAGCGACCCCUUGGGACCAACACCUACCAGGUCAUCCUCUCCACAGAUGGAAGCAGGUCUUACGCCCUGUUUCUCUACCAAAGUGGCGGUAUGCAGUGGGAUGUGACCCAGCGCCCAGUCAACUCGGUUCUCAUGGGUUUCUCCAGUGGAGAUGGGUAUUUCCAAAACAGCCCGUUGAUAUUCCAAUCGGUGUGGGAGAAGUAUCGCCCAGACCAAUUCGUGGAUUCCAGCUCAGGCCUUCGGGGGCUGCAGUUCUAUAGGCUACAUGGGACAGAAAUAUCCAACUACCGGCUCAGAUGCCUGCGGUGGUUGAAGAGACAGCCUCAGUGGCCCGGCUGGGGGUGGAGCCAGAUCUCCUGUCCUUGCUCCUGGGAGCAGGCCCGCUGGGACUUACGAUUCCAGCCCAGAGGCUGGUGGGGCCUUCAAGGCAGGCAGCUGUGUAGCUUCUCCUCCUGGCGCGGGGGCGUGUGCUGCAGCUAUGGGCCCUGGGGAGAGUUUCUGGAAGGCUGGAGAGUGCAGAGCCCUUGGCAGCUUGACCAAGAACUGGAGUUGCAGAACUGGUGCUGCAGCUGGAACGACAAGCCCUCCUUCUGUGCUCUUUACCAGCAGCAUCGGCUACCGCUCGUCCGCUGUGCUGGUUACCGUCCCCUGCGGCCUGCCUGGAUGUUUGGGGACCCCCACAUCGCCACCUUGGAUGGCAGCAACUUCACUUUUAAUGGCCUGGGGGACUUCCUGCUGGUUCGGGCCCAGGGCAGAAACUCCUCCUUCCUGCUGCAAGGCCGCACGGCCCAGACCGGCUCUACCCAGGCCACCAACUUCAUUGCCUUUGCCGCUCAAUACAACUCCAGCAACCUGAACCCCAUCACGGUUCAGUGGCUCCUGGAACCCAACGACAAAAUCCAUGUGCGGCUCAAUAACCAGACCGUGAUAUUUAAGCCUGACCAUGAAGAUGCAGAAGGGCUGAACAUAUUCAACAGCACCGGAAUCAUCAUGACCCUCAAUGGUUCCCUGGUGUCAGCCAGUUUCGACGGGACGACAACCAUCUCAGUGACGGCUCUCGCCAACAUCCUCCAUGCCUCCUGCAGCCUCCCAGAGGAUUAUCAACACCACACGGAGGGUCUUCUGGGGGUCUGGAAUGAAGAUCCAGAGGAUGACUUCAUGAUGCCCAACGGCUCCAUUGUCCCCAGAAAUAAUCAAUCCCCGCCCUCCAUCGGUGGUCCGCGACAGGUGGAAGCCUACUUGGGGUGCCCCAAGCUGGUUCAGUACACCAGCAGCUCUGAGGACCACAUAUUCACUCUCAGAAAUGACUGUGCUGACUUCACGCUCUUCGAAAAUGGGACAUUGCUAUGGAUACCAGAUUUGCUGAAACCCUGCACUCUGGAGAUUCUAGCAAGAAAUCUCAAGAACAACUUGUCAUCUGUGUUCCAGCCAAAGAUGGUGGUCUGCGCUUGCAAGGCAGAGAGCCAAUGUUUAUACAACCAGACCAGCAGGAUAGGCAAUUCCUCCCUCGAGGAGGCCCACUGCAAGUGUGACGCAAGCACCUUCGGCCCCAACUGCCAGCACACCAAGGACACCUGUGAGGAGCCCUGCUUCCCAAACGUGACGUGCACUCCAGGGAAGGGCUGUGAGGCCUGUCCUCUGAACCUGACUGGGGACGGCCGCCACUGUGCAGUUCUAGAGAGCUCUUUGGGCUGUCACAACAAGUCCUGCCCUGAGAAUUUCUGCUACAACGAGGGCUACUGCUACAUCUCCCAGGCGCUGAACUGCCAACCCACCUGCACCUGCCUCCCAGCCUUCACAGACACCCACUGCUUGGUGGCUGGGAAUAAUUUCACUCCAAGCAUUGUUGAAGAGCUUCCUGUAAGAGUCAUCAAGCUCUUUCUCAGAGAGGAAGAAAAUGCCACCAAAGAAGAGGUCGACGCCUCGGUGGCCUACAUACUGGGGAACCUGGAUGUCCGGGCCUUUCUCCGGAACAGUAAAGUGGAAAAUAUGUAAGUGGCUGGUCUCAACAUGAAGGGUGCCAUUCAGCACUGGGCAGUGACCUCGGAAUUCCAGUACCGCCCUCGGGGCCCUGUCAUCAACUUCCUAAACAACCAGCUACGGGAGGCUGUGGUGGAGGCCUUCUUGCUCCAGGUCCGGUGGAAGAGACGGAGAACGCGUGAGAGCCCCAGGAACAACGUGAUCUUCUACCCCCUCUCCACUGAGCAAGUGCUCAGCUUGGAGGCCUGGAACGUGAGCAUGCUGGAGGCUCGCUUGAGAUGCAACAGCUACAAGGGCUACCACCUGGUCUACAGCCCCCAGGACGGAUUCACCUGCGUGUCCCCGUGCAGAGAGGGCUACUGUGAGCACGGAGGCCGAUGCCAGCAUCUGAUCGAAGGGCCCGAGUGCAGCUGUGUGCCCUUCUCCAUCUACACACCCUGGGGAGAGCGCUGUGAGAGGCUGAGCAUAAAGCCUGGAGCCUUCUUCGGAAUCCUCUUUGGAGCUCUGGGGACCGUCUUGCUGCUGGGGACCAUGGUAUUUGUGGUCCUGCACUACUGGGGCUGCCCCAGGACUCGGUACUCCUAUCCCCUGGACUUGGCAAGUUGA
Molecule: messenger RNA, 3396 nt
Organism: Condylura cristata (star-nosed mole)
Lineage: Eukaryota; Metazoa; Chordata; Mammalia; Eulipotyphla; Talpidae
Gene: MUC4
Product: mucin 4, cell surface associated
Exons: 24
Biological process (GO): cell-matrix adhesion
Source: RefSeq, a predicted model, not a curated record